Messenger RNA from Tetranychus urticae (two-spotted spider mite), 1184 nucleotides. RefSeq lists its product as uncharacterized. The record is from RefSeq and is a predicted model, not a curated record. NCBI's taxonomy places the organism in Eukaryota, Metazoa, Arthropoda, Arachnida, Trombidiformes, Tetranychidae.
AGAACCAUGAAGUUGGUGAUGGAACAAUCAGGCCAAUCAUUGUCCAAUUAUCUCAACAAAUUUUCUCUUCUCAACUUACAUUAUCUGCCAACACAGACUUCAUGGAACUGUUUCCUGUUUCAAAUAUUCAGCCUUUUCUUUCUGGUAAUGGCACUAUUCAAAGGGUUUAUAUUCAUAUUAGAACCAUUCAGUCCUUCGACUGCUCUUUUGCUCGGCGAUUACGCCAUUAACCUCGGUGCACCUCAUCACUUUUUACACUCGAUUAACCUUCUUUGGCUUUUGUGUGGUUUCAUUUGUUUCAACUUGAUUCAAUCGACAAACGUUUCACCCAAAAAACAAUUCUGGUUCCAUUCAUUAUCCAUUCUAGAGGGCGAUGUUCCUGACUGGACAAGAGGAACCAAAGCAGUUGUCAUUUACCUUUUCUUUCACAAUCUAAAGUCCAACCUCAUUCUUGGCGGUGCAUUCAGUUGGUGUUUGUAUAUUCCAGUGCUCAUUGAAAGUAAUUCAACAGAACAAUUUUUUUUCCUCAACCUUUCAGGUUUCAAUGGUGCAAUUGCGGGUUACUGUUGCACUGCUUUUUGUGUCAACUUUUCCUUUAUAUUCGCCUUCUAUUCUGUAACCACUGCUUUGAAGUACGAUAAAAUUGCAUCGAGAUUGAGGAGACAAGUCUCGACUCUUUCCGAUCCAACAAUCAUUGACUCGAUAAAUCAUGAUUUAAUUCAGUUGUUGAUUGAGAAUCAUAAAGCAAACUAUUUUUGGACUCAACUCAAUUCGACCAUUUUUCUUCUUACUUUUAUCGCUCAAAUUCCCAUUUUAUAUUUGAUCUUUUUUGUACCCUUGACCAACUUUACCAAGUUUUCAAUGGUCAUUCUGGGUGCGCUCAACUUUCUUUGUGGCCAAUCGAUUACCUUUCUUAGUGGUAGUUUUGCCAAAACAAAGCUUGACAAAUGCCAUAAACAGCUUAAUCGUCUUUUAAUCAGUCGAGAUGAUUUAACAUUUUAUCAUAGAAUACAAUUGAUUUGUUCAGCUGAUUACUUGAUUAAUCGCCAUUUGUUUUACAUCUUUGGACAAUUUGAAUUUACUCACAUUAAUUAUCUUCUGGUUAUCAUGGAAAUUAUAUCACACUUGCUAUUACUCAUUGCCAAUGCUGGUGCUGGUUGAGUAAUAAUUGUCAAUGGCAAAGC